AGGUAAAUAGGUGUGGUUUAAAGAAUGUGCUCAUUUUCUCACCAGACACGGCUUACUGACAGACACUCAACACACUGAUGGAGCUCACGACUGUGUGCCACGAUCACAAUGUCUACAAUCUCAUAAGGGUGAACUGAGCACGUAUCAUCACGUACCUAGCAAGCAUCAUCAGCGAUCAUGAUGGCCGUCAUCAGGUCACCGGGGGUCAAUGAGAGCUUUCCCCAUGAUGAGACCCUGCAAUACCUGCUCAUUCUGUGCUCCAAAGUAGCUCUGAACACGUUUGUCCUGUCUUUCUGGAGGCACAGCAUUCUCAAGUCCCUGCUGGGGCUCUGCAGCGUCUCCAUGUAUGUGGCAGACGUGCUGCUGGUCACUGCGGUCACCGGCGCGUGGCUCUUCAAAGAAACCCUACCGACCUCCACCUCCAUGUGCUUCAUCCUGGCGCAUGGAUCGGCCGUCUACGCCCUGCUUCCUCUGCCCAUACUGAUCUGUGGGGCACUUGACUACGCCAGCUACCCACACCUAGACGUUAGGUCAAGCUCCUGGCGCAGGACUGUAUGUUACUGCACUGUGGUUGUGCUUCUGUGGGCAUCAGCGUGCUGUUACACCUACAACUACACAGACACGCAACCUAUGGAGAUUUACAAAGACACCGCGAGAGUCCUGGUGUGCCGCGUUCACGGAUCUACUGUAGUGUUUCAAUUUAGUAUGCAGAUAUCCAUCGCAGUGGGUCUCAUACUUCUGUUUUAUUUCAAGACGACGACUGGUUGGAUCCGAAGAGCCAAUAAACUGGCAGAGCUGAGAGACACAGCAUUUGCUUCAGAGAAAGGUCAAAUGUUAGCUUACAAUCAGGAGGGGGAAGCUGGAAGUUCUGGAAUUCAAGAAAGUUCCCCUCCUCUCUUUGUCAGUCUGACACUAGGAUUCGCUUUGAACUGGAUACCCUACCUGCUAAUGUGUGUGGUGUGUGCCUUCCUGGGCUUUGUGGUGCCAGCUUAUGCCAGUGUCAAUCUUCUGUGGAUGGCCUGUGCCAACAGUGUGCUGGUGGGCAUUGCUUUUUGGUUUAGGAGUGCUAGGACUGGACCUUUAAGAAAGUUCCCAGAUGACACUUGUUUGUGGAACAUCUACUGGCAAUUGAGCAAAGGAACAACACCAACGGUGGACGCAAAGCUUACAAUGAGAACAUACAAAAUGUUUCCCAAGCCUGCUGUGCCUUUUCAAGAGGUCUAGCCUAAAAUAUUUGAAGGCUUGCAAUGAUACUCUGUCUUGCAAUCAUACAUUUACAUUUAAGCAUUUAGCAGACACUUUUAUCCAAAGCGACUUACAUUGCAUUUAGGCUAACAAUUUUUCUCCUAACAUGUGUUCCCUGGGAUACGAAACCCCGACCUUGCGCUUGCUAACGCAAUGCUCUACCACUUGAGCUACAGGAACACUAUCAAUCAUACAAAGGAAUGAGUUCAAAUCUAACGCUCUGUUACAAACAUUGUGAGCUGCUUAGAUAGAAGUUGCAAUGAUACAAUGCCAUUCAAAAGUUUGCGAUCAGUACGUGUAUAGAUAUGUAUGAAAAACGUAUGUGCGCCUGACCUGUAUAUAAGAUGCUUGCAGGUCUUAAAGGGACAGUAAGCCUAUUAAACAUGCAGCCUACUGUCAUUGCUGUCAAGGGAUAGAUCACCCUAAAAUGUAAUUUCAGUCAUAAUUUACUUACGGUCACGUUGUUGCAAACCUGUAUUAAUUUCUUUCUUGUGCUGAACACAAAAGAAGAUAUUUUGAAGAAUGUGGGUAACCAAACAGUUGCUGGUCUACGUUGAAUUUGAUAGUAACAAAAAAUACUCUGGAAGUCACUGUGGACCAGCAACUUUGAUUUUCCACAUUCCUCAAAACAGCAUUUAUGUUCAGAAGAAGAAACUCAUUCAGGUUAAAACCACUUUUGAAUGAGUAAAUGAUGUUAUAAAACUAAAACACUAUGGACAUAAUUGACAGACAGAUGACAGAAUUUAACUUUGGGUGAACUAUUCCUUUAACGUUAAUAAAAAUCACUGACUUUUCGGUUGCACUUUAUUUUACAGUACGUGUACUAACAUGUACUUAUAGUGCACUUACAGUGUAUUUAUCUAAGAAAGUUCUGGUAAUACAAGGGGUAGGGUUAGGUUUAGGGGUAGGUUCAGGGUUAGUACCUAGUUAUUACAUAGUUAUUUUAAUUACUAUAAUAAGUACAUAGUAUGUACAUGAGGAACAGGACUGUCAAAUAAAGUGCUACCGACUUUUAUUAACUGAAAAAAAUGUAAUACAGGUCCUUUAGGAAUCAGUUGAUACAGUGUUUUAUUUUUAUAUUUGUUCAUUCAAUUUCAUGAAUGCUCUGCUAAAUACACCUACUGUACCUGAAAAUAAAGCACUGUUUGUUUUAUUUGUA
Messenger RNA from Carassius gibelio (silver crucian carp), 2404 nucleotides. RefSeq names its product probable G-protein coupled receptor 160. The transcript has 2 exons. Lineage: Eukaryota; Metazoa; Chordata; Actinopteri; Cypriniformes; Cyprinidae. The coding region runs from base 178 to 1224 and encodes 348 amino acids. Gene Ontology annotation, cellular component: signaling receptor complex; plasma membrane. The record is from RefSeq and is a predicted model, not a curated record.